AAAGUGCGUUUUUCUCCAGCUGGACCAUCACUCACGCGCAUCUUUCCAACAUGGGGAACCCCAGAGUUUAUUUUGACAUGACUGUGGACGGAGCUAACGCAGGCAGGAUUGUGAUGGAGCUGCGGGCUGAUGUGGUGCCAAAGACUGCCGAAAAUUUCCGUGCUCUGUGCACCGGAGAGAAAGGUUAUGGCUACAAAGGCUCCACGUUUCACCGUGUCAUCCCUAAAUUCAUGUGCCAGGGUGGCGAUUUUACCAACCACAACGGAACUGGAGGUAAAUCCAUCUAUGGAGAGAAGUUUCCUGAUGAGAACUUCCAGCUGAAGCACGGAGGCAUGGGGACUCUGUCCAUGGCUAACGCCGGUCCCAACACCAAUGGGUCCCAGUUCUUCAUCUGCACGGCUUCAACCGACUGGCUCAACGGGAAGCACGUAGUGUUUGGCAACGUCGUGGAGGGCAUUGAUGUUGUCAAGGCGAUAGAGAAGCACGGCACAAAAAGCGGCACCCCGAAAGCCAAGGUUGUUGUUGCCGACUGUGGUGAACUCCAGUAAAGCGACAGAGCUGCUUCAGUUCUCCUCCUGUUAGACGGAUCCUCUAUCAUGCACAUCUUUAAAAAAUGGUGUCUAUCUGCAGUAUGAGUAUAAAAUCACCCAGUGAACCCUCUCCUGUCCUCUUGUGGUGAUAUUAAUUGUGUAAUAUUUUGUAACUUCUAAUCUGUCCUUAAUGGGCCGCAUUUGUUA
Molecule: messenger RNA, 737 nt
Organism: Scomber japonicus (chub mackerel)
Lineage: Eukaryota; Metazoa; Chordata; Actinopteri; Scombriformes; Scombridae
Gene: ppiab
Product: peptidylprolyl isomerase Ab (cyclophilin A)
Exons: 5
Coding region: 51-548 (165 amino acids)
Biological process (GO): protein peptidyl-prolyl isomerization; protein folding
Cellular component (GO): intracellular membrane-bounded organelle
Molecular function (GO): peptidyl-prolyl cis-trans isomerase activity
Source: RefSeq, a predicted model, not a curated record